This is a messenger RNA of Sardina pilchardus (European sardine), 6036 nucleotides long. RefSeq lists its product as uncharacterized. Gene Ontology annotation, biological process: intracellular signal transduction. The record is from RefSeq and is a predicted model, not a curated record. NCBI's taxonomy places the organism in Eukaryota, Metazoa, Chordata, Actinopteri, Clupeiformes, Clupeidae. Gene Ontology annotation, molecular function: GTP binding; protein binding; DNA binding. Bases 58 to 5133 code for a protein of 1691 amino acids. The transcript has 18 exons.
AACAAAACAGACAUUCACUGACCAUACACAACAAAUCUCUAACAACAACAAAAAAUCAUGUCAGAGCACAAGUACUGUGACUGGAUCUUGGAGGCGAUUGAUUCACUACAGUCCAAUAAAACCAGACCAGACAUGGAGAGGAUAUGUGGGAGGGUAAAAAGGAAGCAUGGGUUAGACCCAGAUCACACCCGUGCAGAACUGGAGAAACUGGUCCACGAACAAAAGCUAGUCAAAGUUAGCUUCAAGGGCUCCAUUUCGUACAGAGAUGCUGCAAAAGUGCGGAGGAAAAAGAGCGCGUUCACGUCAAGCUACAAUAUCGGCACGUUCAACAACAACAGCGCUGACAACGGCGACAGCAUAGACAGCUUCAUUGAUGAAGAGGAGUAUGAAGACAAGGAAGCUGAGCUUCCAGGGGCUAUGGAGAACCUUCACCCCCAAAUCCCUUUCCAAUCCCUUCCCACAGCCACUGUGCUAGAAAAUGAAGGAGGUUUCACCACACGAUUUUCAGAUUCAGAAGAGCCAGAAUGCACCUCGCCAACCAAAGAGGGACAUUCCAAACAUAUGGACAGAAUCUUUCAAGAGAGGCUGAUUGAUGAAAUGCGCUAUCACAAAGAACACGGUAAGAACUCUUCAAAAGGGGCACAUUGGGAAGAGAUCGCCAGGAAGCUUGGAGAAGAUAAAAAAACUUGCUCUACAAAAUGGAAGUAUUUAAGACGUCAAUACGUGAAAGCAACGAAGAAAGGCACCGUCAUCCAACCCAGCAGCAUCCUGGCUAAGAUGCACUGGCUUUCUCCAAAUGUGGCUUCAGAUGUCCCAAUGUUGCAGCAACAGGACCCAUGCACACAGACUGCUGACAGCAAUGGACUCCACACUGGACCUAACAGAGAUGGAAAGGGUUUAAAGCGCCCCAGAAUGUCUUUUCCCUCCGAAUCCUUCAUGGACAGUUCUGAACACACACAAGACAACACAUCCUCUAGUGGGGGCUGUUCAAGAACAGGGCCACCUGUAGAAGCUGUGGUUCACCACCCUGACUAUUUGCCUGCGUCAGCAAACUGCUCUGGGUCUCUCCAGUCUAAAGGAUCAGAACUGAGGAUUGUGCUGCUGGGUAAAACUGGAGUAGGAAAGAGUGCAACAGGAAACACCAUCCUGGGGAAACAGGCAUUCGGGGAAGAUUUCAUUUUUGACUGUGUCACUUCAGUUCCUGUGAGGCAGACUGCCAAUGUAUUUGGGAGACAGAUCACAGUGAUCGACACCCCAGGACUACUUGGUACGAAGACAGCAGCUGACCUGGGAAGUGAGAUAGAGAAGUGUGUUGACUUAUCGGUUCCUGGGCCUCAUGCUUUUCUGAUAGUGAUCAGACUGGGAGUGUUAUUCACAGAGGAGGAGAGAAACGCGGUCAAGUGGAUCCAGGAUAACUUUAGCAAGAGAGCGGCACACUUCACCAUGGUUCUCUUCACUCAUGAAGAUGUCCUGAAGGGUAGAGCAGUGGAAAGUGUUCUCAAUGAAAGGGUCCAGACUUUGAUAGACAGCUGUGAGGGUGGAUACCACACCUUUAACAAUGCCCAGCGAGACAGCAAGACACAGGUGAAGGAGCUGCUGGAAAAGAUAGACUCCAUGGUGGAGAAGAACGACGGAGAAUACUACACAAACAAGAAAUACCAGGAGGCUCUGAUCAGACAUCAGAGAUCAGACAUCAGAGAAGAUGAAAAGUCAGAUAAGAAGAGAGCCCUUCAAGAAAAACUGGAUAAAAUUAACAGGUCAACAGUGAACCUACCCAAAGAGAAGAAACACACCCAAGGGGAGGAGAAUAAGCCGUUUGUACAACGUGUGCAGCCUAUUGUCAGUAAUACCUGCCAUGACAGAAAAUCUUUCCACACAGAUCCAACUAUCAGCAACGGAAAGGGUGCAAAGCGACCCAGAAUGUCUUCUCCCUGCAACACACAAACAACUACAUCGGGACAGUCGCAAGCCAACAAGUCCCCUACUAAGAGACAUUACACCACAGGAUAUAAACCCCUGCAGAUGGACACAUGUCAGGCCCCAGCAGUGCCGGUAGUUAGCACUGAGCCCAUGUCACACAUUGAAACAGCCUCCAUAAGCCAACUGCUGCGAAAGACAUUGGACAACCUGCCUGAGGCUGAGUUUAAGAGGUUCAAGCAUAUUUUGGGAGACAAAUCUGCAAUCUCAUGGAGUGUGCUGGAGAAAGCUGACUGUGAUGACAUUGUGUACCAAAUGAAGCAAUGCUUUGUGGAAAACUGUGUGGAGGUCAUGGUGGACAUCUUAAGGAAAAUGAACAAGAACCAGAUGGCCAUCGACUUGCAGAGGAACCUCGAGAAAAAGGUUGGUGGGGUCAAGGCGAAUGUUACCGGAGCGAACAGAGGUGUGCAACAAGGAUGGGAUGCAAAUGUGGAUCCUGCUCAAGAGAGAAUUUCAAAUGUCCUCAAGGAGAAAAUGAAAAGUAAAGUACAGUAUAUCAUGGAGGGCAAUGACAAUAGACAAAACAAGAAGCUCUUAAACCAAAUCUACACAAAAGUCUACGUCACUGAGGGAGAGACUAGAGUUGUUAAUGAGCAUGAAAUCAUCCAGAUAGAUUCCGCUGCCAAGAUGCAAUCAUCACAGGGUAAAGAAAUUGAAUGCAACAACCUUUUCCAAGAUGGAGGCACCAGGUCUGUGUUGACCAAAGGGAAUGCUGGCAUAGGGAAAACAGUUUGUGUGCAUAAGUUUAUUCUUGACUGGGUGGAGGGAGAGGCCAACCACAAUAUCAAGUUCAUCUUUGUCCUACCAUUUAGGGAGCUCAGUUUGCUCACAGGAGAAUUCAGUUUUCAUGAACUUCUUGUUGAGUUCCAUCGAGAACUGAACAAUCUUAACAAUCCAGAUAUCUACGACAGCAAGAAAACUCUCUUCAUUCUUGAUGGCCUGGAUGAAAGCAGAUUUCCUUUGAACUUUUCCAAGAAGAUGGUGGCAGACAUGCAAGUGUCCACUACAGUGGAUGUCCUAAUCACAAGCCUCAUUAAAGGGAAGUUGUUAGAGUCUGCUCUCCUUUGGAUAACCUCACGGCCAGCUGCUGUUACCCAAGCUCUAUUAUCAUACAUUGACCAGAUAACAGAAGUCCGAGGUUUCAAUGACCAACAGAAGGAGUACUAUUUCCACAAGAGAAUCAAUGACCCUGUCCUGGCCAAGACCAUAAUUUCACAUAUCAAGGCAUCACGCAUCCUCUACAUCAUGUGCCACAUCCCUCUGUUUUGUUGGAUCACCGCAACAGUUUUCCAGAAAAUGAUUGCUCAAGCAGACAGCAGUGAAAUUCCUAAGACCCUUACCAGCAUGUAUUGCCACUUCCUGCUCAUCCAGACUGACAGGAAACACAAGAAGACCAGUGAUGCAAGUGAAAUGAACAGGCAGAAACUUCUAGAGUGUAACAGUGAAGUCAUUUUGAAAGUUGCCAAGCUAGCCUUUACACAACUGGUCAAGGAUCAAGUCAUUUUCUGUGAAGAGGACCUUGAGGAAUGUGGAAUUGGAGCUAAUGAUCCUCUUGUCUCUGGGAUGUGCACAGAGAUUUUGAAGGAGGAAUCUGACUGCUAUGUCAACAACUUGCACAAGAAGAUGUACUACUUUGUGCACCUUAGCAUCCAAGAGUUCCUUGCUGCCUUCUUUGCAUUUCACUGCUAUUUGAGCAAGAACCUGAAACCUAUCAAGAUCUUUCUGGCUCAAAAGAACAAAAUUAUGCCUGACGAUUUGACACUGGAUGAUUUGCUGAAAAUGGCAGUCAACAAAGCACUUGACAGUAAAAAUGGUCACUACGACCUGUUCGUCAGAUUUCUUCAUGGCAUCUCACUGGAGUCCAAUCAAAGGAUUUUAGGUGGUCUCUUGCCCCGUGUAGAAUCUGAUCCAGAUACCAUGGGAAGAAUCAUCAGCAACCUCAAGAAAGUACAGAGGAGGAAUAUCUCAGCUGAAAGGUGCAUGAAUCUCUUCCACUGCCUCAGUGAAAUGAAUGACAGCUCUGUCCAUGAGGAAGUCCAGGGAUUUCUGAAGUCAGAGAACUCAGGCGCUGUUAAAACUCUGUCACUGGCCCAUUGCUCUGGACUUGCCUACAUGCUUCAGCUCUCUGAUGAGGUGCAGGACGAGUUUGACCUGAAGAAGUACAACACAUGUGACGAAGGUUACAAAAGGCUUGUUCCUGCUGUGAAAAACUGCCGCAAGGCUGACCUUGCUGGCUGUAAACUCACAGAGAGCUCCUGUGACAUUGUGGCCUCAGCAUUACAGUCUGCAAACUCAGCGCUGAGAGAGUUGGACCUGAGUGACAACGAUCUUCAGGAUUCCGGGAUUGAGAUUCUCUGUUCUGGACUGAAAAGUACAAACUGUAAACUGAAGAGACUGAGAUUAUCUUGCUGUGGGAUCACAAAGACUGGGUGUGAAGCAUUGGCCUCUGCUCUGGAUUCAGAUCCGUCUUACCUGAAAGAACUUGACCUGAGCCGCAAUUACCCAGGGACUGAGGGACGGGCCAUACUCUCUAAACGGCUGAAACCAAGUUGUGUAAUAAGAUUUGACAAUGAGGCAGAAUACUGGUUGAAGUCCGGACUACGGAAAUAUGCCUGCAAAAUCACUUUAGACCCAAACACAGUCCACAAGAAGCUGAGUUGGAAGAACCAAAAGGUUAGUGUGGACAAGCAAGACCAGAGAUAUCAAGACCACCCAGAACGAUUCCAGCACUGUCAGCAGUUCCUUUGCACUGAGGGCCUGACUGGAAAAGCUUACUGGGAAGUAGACUGGAGUGGACGAGCUGUACUUGGUGUUGCGUACAAGAGUAUUUGCAGGGACGGACAAGAUGAGAGUCCGAUAGGAUGCAACGACAAGUCCUGGUGUCUGGAGAGAUUCAACACCUCAUUCAGUGCCAAACACAAUAACAACACUGAAGACAUCUCAACUCCUCGCUCUAAGUCUGGGCGACUGGGAGUGUUCUUGGACUGGCCAGGUGGAACUCUGUCCUUCUACAAUAUCUCCUCAGGAGCACUGACACACCUGCACACAUUCCAUGCUAAAUUUGUUGAACCUCUCUACCCAGCGUUUGAGGUUUCAGAGAGUGUUACUCUGUGCCAACUCAAAGAGCAAACUAAGAGACAGGAUAACGAGUCCUAAAAUGCUUUGUUGUGCCCACCCAAAGACCAUAUCAAGAGACAAGAUAGCAAUUCUUAAAAUGCUUUGUGGUGCUCCUGCCACUAUUGAUUUACACAGAGAUCUAUUACUUUACAUGGUAAUGGUGUAGUCAUGCUGCAGAAUGUCUCCUCUGAAUUUCUGCAAGUUUUUGUAAAUAUUGCUAAUAGGCUUUUUUGUAGUCAUGCUGCAGAAUGUCUCCUCUGAAUUUCUGCAAGUUUUUGUAAAUAUUGCUAAUAGGCUUUUUACCACCUUUCGUCUACCAGAAAUUGUAUCUGUAUUCCUACCAAUGAUUUUAAGUUGUUGAUGUUUCUUUUGCUUGUGUCAACAGUCUCUGGUUUUUAGUUGAAAUCACUGUCCAGCUAUGACUUUCAAUAGUUAUCUUAUAGUAGAAUGCCUCCACACAACUCCUUCAUGUUUGUGUAAUGAUAAAGAUUGCUAAAUAUUGCCUACCAGAAAUUCUCAGAUAUGUUUGACUGUGUUUAUAUCUAUAUUCACAUCGAGUGUUUCACAUUUCACAUGUAGUCAUUUCAUUUGUAAGAAUCUCUGAGGGUUUUUUUUAUUGUUUGCAUCAUCAGUCUAUCUAUGGUUAAUAAAAUGUGUUGAUGAGCUGAAAUCAGUAUUUAGUUAUGUACUGUAGAGUGGCCAUCGUAUAGUCAGGCUGUCAUAGAAUCAACAUUUUCGUAUGUACUGUAUUAAUAAAAUCAGAUAUGUUAUCUUUCAGAAACAUAACAGACAUUCUAAGAUAUUUUUUCACUGUAGUGUUGUGUUAUUGUCUAAGAGGGGGUUUGACAGUCUUUCAAGUUUUAUGUAUUGUUUACAAUAAACUUUGCUGAAUUGCUGAAUAUGUUGAUAUAAAAAAAACAAUAAAACAACAAUGAAAAGACA